CAUAAGUACAAAGUUUCAAAAUCAUCAACAACAAUGCAGUCUGUGUUCAUUGUGUGCCUUUUGGCCACAUGUGCCCUUGCUGCACCACACGCUAAGGGAAAACUGACCAAGAACAUCUUUAAACGUUACUCACCAGUAGAACAGAUGGAAAUGAGUAGGGAAGAUUUCAAGAAUUUUCUAGGCUGUACCGGCAGUUGUCUCAGUGAUGAAUUCUAUGGCCUUCUCAAGGACGUUACAUAUGAUAAAAGAUGGGCUGAUAUCUGCCCAAAUCUAGAUCGUGUCACUAAUAGACUAAGGGAUUUUUCUGACAAACAUCAUUGUCGAACUGGUGAAGUGAUGAAUUUAUUCAACCAACAUUCAUCGUUGAUAUGCAAUCAUGCCGUACCUGACAACUUGUGGCAGGAAAUGGGCUGUCUUAAGGGGGGUGACUUCCACUACAUACCCGAAAAGUUAAGAGACAACCCUGCAAGUAUCUGUGAUGAUAUUAUGACAGUUUUGGAUAUUGGUUGCACUGUGUUGGGUGAGGCAGUGAAAAGACAGUGUAACCCUGGCAGCUUCCCCCAUAUUGAACAGGGAGUGGCCAUAUUCAGGCAGACGUACUGCCACCAAGGACGUUUUGAACAUUUUGAAUUACCAUGCAUGCCAAGAUGUGAACGGCCACAACCUGAAACAUACUACCCUAGCAGCUACGGUAGCUAUAUGCCUGACAGUUCAUACUAUAGCAGCAGCUAUGACAGUUCAUUCUAUAGCAGCAGCUAUGACAGUUCAUUCUAUAGCAGCAGCUAUGACAGCUCAAUCUAUAGCAGCAGCUAUGACAGCUCAAUCUAUAGCAGCAGCUAUGA
Molecule: messenger RNA, 842 nt
Organism: Owenia fusiformis
Lineage: Eukaryota; Metazoa; Annelida; Polychaeta; Sabellida; Oweniidae
Source: the annotation of a GenBank genome assembly